AUGAGCAGCAACCCAUCUCUCACCAACUUCAACGUUGGCGCUUCCGUGCCGGAUACGGAAGCAAAUGGGCCCGGUGGACAGAGUAUUACAGAGUGGAGACGGAAGCAAGGCAUUGAUCCGUCGCAGCAGAUUCGUACUGUCAGGCUGGUGCACAUGCGAUACCAGCAUCCGGACCUUAAGACUAUCAGCACGUUUCUUAAUGACUUUGGCAUGCGUGCUGUAAAGGAGGCUGAAGACUGCGUGUGGUUCCGGGGAUAUGGGGUUGACCAGUAUGUCUAUUACGCGCAGAAGGGCCCCAAGAAGUUCCUCGGCGGGACAUUCGAGGUAGAGACGUAUGAUGAUUUGAUCAAGGCAUCUAAGCUACAGGGUGCCGGCCCCAUUACAUCACUGGACGACGCACCUGGUGGCGGCUCCUUGGUUACCACCUUCGAUCCGGAGGGGCUCCCGAUCAAUUUCAUCCAUGGCCAAGAGCCCGCGAAAAUAGGCAAGAUGCCUGAGAGGCUCAUCGUCAACUUUGAGGACGAUAAGCCGCGCAGACGAAGGUUCCAGCGCUUUGACGAAGGACCUGCCGCGGUGCACAAGCUUGGUCACUAUGGCCUCUGCGUACGAAAUUUCGCCGAGCAGCUGGAUUGGUAUACUCAUAACUUUAAUUUCGUUCCAUCGGAUCUGCUCUUUGUACCAGAUGAGAAUAAAAACACAAAGGACGUGGCUAUCUUCGCCCACAUCGAUAGAGGUGACGACUAUGUUGAUCACCACACCAUCUUCCUGAGUCAAGGGCAGUCAUCACAUGUCCAUCAUUGUUCAUUCGAAAUUCACGAUUUCGACACUCAGCAGCUAGGCCAUCAAUGGCUGGCUGGGAAAGGAUAUAAGAGUGUAUGGGGCGUCGGCCGCCAUAUUUUGGGAAGCCAGAUUUUUGACUACUGGUGGGAUACAACAGGCAACAUGAUUGAGCAUUAUGCCGACGGAGAUUUAGUCAACCAGAAUACGCCUAUUGGGCAUUUGCCUGCAGGCGACGAGAGCUUGGCGGUAUGGGGUCCUGAGGUUCCAAAAGCGUUUUUAGAUUAG
Trichoderma aggressivum f. europaeum is the source of this 1065-nucleotide messenger RNA. RefSeq lists its product as uncharacterized. NCBI's taxonomy places the organism in Eukaryota, Fungi, Ascomycota, Sordariomycetes, Hypocreales, Hypocreaceae. Gene Ontology annotation, cellular component: mitochondrion. The record is from RefSeq and is a predicted model, not a curated record. Gene Ontology annotation, biological process: L-methylmalonyl-CoA metabolic process. The transcript has 3 exons. The coding region runs from base 1 to 1065 and encodes 354 amino acids. Gene Ontology annotation, molecular function: methylmalonyl-CoA epimerase activity.